GUAGAAACGAAGAAGGUUCGUCUGCACUUUUCUUCUCUUCGUCCGGGUCAUCGACGGUCUGGACGAUAUCUGUUCUCAUAUCUGAUUAGACCUUUAACUAAGAUAAAACAUUGACUUACAAGCAUGUGGAAUGGACCUGGACCUGGACCUGGACAUGGACCGCGGGGAGGACCGCCUUUCCGUGGUGAUCACCAUGGGGAAAUGUUUGGGGGCAGAAACCGUCCUAUGCCAGAUUACAGAGGUAGAGACGGGAUGAACAUGGGCCCCAUGGGUCAUAUGGGCCCUCGACCACAAGAUCUGCCACCCAUGGACAUGAGGAGAAUGGAUGGACCGCCCAUGAGGGGGCGUGAUAUGGAUCCUCGGGACAUGCGAGGAAGAGAACCAAACAGAGAUUUCUUCAGACCUGGAGAAGAACCAGACUUUAAUAUGAGAAGACAUUAUGAAAGUUCCAUCAGAGACAAACUGAAUCCUCCUGGUUUUCGUGGUCCAGGCAGGAACCCAGACAUGGGAGGGAGAGGCCCCCCACGAGACCCAAACAACAGAUUUAUGGAUUCAGGUGAACCAUUUCGUGAUGACAUGCCACGAUUCAACAAUCCCAAUGUUGACGGACGAAGGGGGUUUCCUGUGGAUCGGAUGGAGCGAGGUGAUGGAUUCAGGGAAAUGCACGACAGACCACCAAUGGGUGUGGGUGACAAUGAUCGCUUUGACAUGGACAUGCCCCCUCGGGACAGGAGAAUGAUGGACAUGGACAGGAGAGGUGGACCACCGUUUAAUCCCAGAGGGGGUUUUGACUCUGACAUGGACUUCAGAAACCGUCCCGGACCGUCGGCUGACUUUAGAAGUAGAGAUCGAUCUCCUUUAGGGUUUGGUAACCGUGAUGGCCCUCCAAUGGACAUGCCACCAGAUGUUGGUUCUCAUAGGCCGGAGUUCAUGGGUGCAGGAGAUCCUUUCAGUAACAGAGAAUAUGCAGAGUCAAGUGGCAGUCCCCUGAUGGACUAUCGAAGUGGUGAAGAGAUGACCCUGGCAGAGGAGUGGAAGAACCGUCGAAAGGACAAGACACCUUUCUAUGAUAUGGGUAAAGGUAUGGGAAAUGUACCGGAGCCCAACUUCCCUGUUGGCUUUGGCAGAGAUGUGAAUAUGAGGGACCCAGCACCAUUUCAGGAAAGGGACAAACCACCGCCUGAUUUCCAAGGGAAGGAUGUUGGCUAUCCCUGUGGUGACCAGUUUCCGCCCAUGGGUUUACCACCAAUACGCCAAGGUCCUCCAGACCUCCCGCCCCCAGACGUUGGUCCACUACCUCACCCCCUGGACAGAGAAAACGACGGUAAACACUGGCUUGGAGAAAGGGAUCCAAAGCAUGUCCAAAAUAAAUCAAAUCGAAAUGAAAUGCCCCCUUAUCACCAAGAGAAGAACCCACCUUUACCAGAGCACCCAGAGCCAAAUGAUUGCUUUAAAGGAAUGAAAGAGAUCCCACACAGUGAGGGUCCUGCCAGGGGGAAGCUGGGGGCAGAAGGUGACUUUCCAGCCCCCAGCGCUGUGCAGCCACGAGACCAGGACUACAGGGACAUCGAUUACAGGACAGCGUCUGGAAGGGCGUUCGAAUACAAACCAGAAGAACUUCAACCACCAGAGAAAAUCCUCAAAGAAUCUAAAGCAAUCCCACCUCCAAAAUUUGGUGACGCUGUUUCACAGGAUCAAGAUUACAGGAACGCGUCAGUGGAGGACAAAGUUUCCAAUAUCAUAUCCAUAACUGGUAUUCCAAAGACUGCUACAAUGGAGCAGAUUCUCGGUGCCUUUGCGGUCCGUGAGGGUGUGCCAAUGCAGGGGAUGAAGAUCAAAAACGUGGUGCCAGGUUACAGCUACGAUAUGGCCUAUGUGGAGUUUUUAAACCUCGAGGAUGCAGUCCACUUCAUGGAGUCCAACAAGGGAUCCCUGAAGGUUGGCACUAGAACAACGUCCAUGAAGUACAUCCAGCCAGAGGAGUGUGAAAGAGGUGUUCAUGAGUCAGAUCACAAAGUACCUCCACCCCAGCUACCCCGAUCUGAAGGUCCUCCAGAAGAGCUAAAGAACAACCUGAACGAGCCCAAACCGAACCCCCCCAUCGAUCCGCUGGCCCACGGCCAGUGGCAGCGCAGCUCCGACCUGACUCCAGAGGCCUGGCAGCAGCAGGUGGACCAGCAGCUCCAGCAGCAGGACGCAGAGCAGCAGGCGGAGGCGUGGAGCCAACACAACCCUCCACACCCCUCCGGCUCCAACCAGCCCGACUCCGUCUUCAGAGACAGCAAAACCAUGAUUAUAAAGAACGUGAAGCCCACCACCACAGUAGAAACCAUCCUGAAAGCUUUGGAUCCCUUUGCGUACCUGGAUGAGAGGAAUGUCCGCCUGGUGAAGGGCAAGCCGCCAGGAACAAAGUGCUUUUGCUUUGUUGACAUGGACUCCCACGAGCAAGUCACACGUCUGGUUGAGCUCCUCACUAAGCCAAGGCCUCUAUUUGUAGACGGAGUCAGAGUUUAUGCCGAGGUGGCAAAACCCCUCAAGAACCAGAAUUUCAGGAGAGAUUUUGAUAAGUCGAACACAUCGAUCCUUGGAUAUCCGCCCGAGGCCAACAUGCUGGGGGUGCCACAGCAGGGCCAGCCAACACUGCCACCUCCUCUACAGCCGUACAUGAUGCCUCUGCCGCCCCCUGUUGGUGCUCCUCCUGGAAUGCAAGGAGAUCUGAUUCCCGGCCUCCAAAAUCCUGGUUUCCCACCAGACCCCAACAUGAAUCAGCAGGGACUUGGCUAUGUGGAAGCUCCACCUGUGGAUCCGUUGUACCAGGCUGGCGGCGCUCAUUUGCCCACAGAUUCAUCUGGGAUGACGGCUGCUCCAGAUGGACCCCAGGCCUACAUGUAUGGUCCAGAGACUCCAGACAUUUCCAAUUACCUGUAUGACGCAACGUCAGGCUUCUACUACGACCCGGAGACGACGCUAUACUACGAUCCAAACUCCAGGUAUUUUUACAACGCUCAGACCCAGGAGUACUUGUACUGGGACGCUUUGUCAAAGACUUACAUCCCAGUUCCUGGAGGGACGUCGACAGAGGCCCAGCCCGCGACCAUGACCGCAGAAGACCAGGCCAUCCUGUCAAACCCGGCGGCAGACGCUCCUCUGGAGAUGAAGAAGCCGUCACUCCCCAACGUGACGGAAGCCGCUGCGCCCGCUCCCGUUCCAGAAGCCAGCCCCACUCCAGAGUCUGCCCUGGGUUCGGCGGCAGCUCCGGAGAAAAGGGAGGACGACGACUCCAAGAAGGACAAAGACGAGAAGCCACGGAGUCUCGCUGCCGUCAAGAUAAUGAAGGACAUGGAGCGGUGGGCAAAGAUCCAGAAUCGGCAGAAAGACAGUGUCCGAGCUCCAUCUCCAGUCCUGAAAACGGGGCUGGAUGAAGACAGGCGGCAGUCCAAGUCUGCUGAUGCUGGUUUUGCUAUAUUCGAAAGAAAGAUUUCAGGUGGAGAAGAUCUUUUUAAGAAGCCCCUGGCUCCACCCAAGAAAGAUGAGAAAUCGAAGCGGCCCAUGGGCUCUCUGGGUCUGCUGGCAUCGGACUACGCCGCUGGAAGCGACGAAGAAGUGGAGGAAGACAAGGAGGACGCGUCUAAAAGCAGCCAGAGCAGCCGUUCAGAGGACAAAGAGGACAAGCUGACGGACUGGAAGAAGAUGGCCUGCCUGCUGUGCAGGAGACAGUUUCCCAACAAGGACGCACUGAUCCGUCACCAGCAGCUCUCCGACCUGCACAAACAAAACAUGGAGAUCCACCUCAAGAUCAAGAGGUCGAAAAAAGAGCUGGAGGCGUUGGAGAACCAAGAGAAAGAACAGCUGAGCGCCAGAGAAUCCACCAAAUCACCAGAACAGAAGCGGAGAAAACACCACCAUCAACCGCCGCAGCAUCACAACGCCUGGGCGGGAAGCUCCAGGGAAACAAGUAAAGUCAGUGAGCGGCCCGGUUUAGGUGCUGAACCGCCCCCUCAGAGAAAGAAGAAGGAGCCCGUCGUUUGGGAUCAUGCCACCUACAAACAAGCAGUGCGGAAGGCCAUGUUCGCACGGUUCAAGGAACUUGAGUGAUCUCCUCUGAACACUUCCACAUGUGAAACGUUGAUGGGAAGCUUGAACACGAUCACAGGAGGAAUCGGCUUUGACUCCCGCACCUUUUCUCUGCCUCAGACUUCAAAAUAAUGAUUCAGCGCAGUGCGUGGCUUCUAAAAAUCACCUCUCAAAGCUACAAUAAGGCUUAGAAACGGGACGAAAGACAAUUUGAUGUCCUCAGAAAUGAAAUGAAAUACUGGUUUCAUGUUGAUUUGGGAAUUUUUUAAAUUUUUUUUUGGGGGGGGGGGCAGUGUGGAAGUUGUUCGAUGUGCUCGGACUGUCCUUUUAUUUUCCCUUUGUUUUGUUUUUUUAUGUUUCUCUGGCCACGGUUUAUUUUGUUUUUAGGACGGAGCAGUUUUGUGUUCAUUCCUAUGGGAGGAAAAAUUUUUCUGUUAUGCACAUUUUAAGUGAAAAUAAAAAUGAACUCUUUUGUA
Messenger RNA from Salarias fasciatus (jewelled blenny), 4550 nucleotides. RefSeq names its product RNA binding motif protein 6 (gene rbm6). Bases 124 to 4095 code for a protein of 1323 amino acids. Gene Ontology annotation, molecular function: RNA binding. The record is from RefSeq and is a predicted model, not a curated record. The transcript is spliced from 23 exons. NCBI's taxonomy places the organism in Eukaryota, Metazoa, Chordata, Actinopteri, Blenniiformes, Blenniidae. Gene Ontology annotation, cellular component: nucleus. Gene Ontology annotation, biological process: mRNA splicing, via spliceosome.